AUGCAAUCUACAUUAAAGAUUGGACUCGUUUUAUUUAUUCGGAGAUUUGGCCAAGAAGCUAUUACCUAUCGCAAAUUAUUGAUUUUAUGCUUAAAAUUUUUAGCAAAAGAUAAGGAAUACAAACCGUUUUUAAUAAAAGAAGCAGUUGAAUGUUUAGAGAAUAAUAUAGAAGAUCGAGCUACAUCAAAAGAAAUAUUAAAAUUACUUCCUAUAGAUCUUGACAAGAAAACUUUAAAAAAACUAAAAUUUUCGAAGAGUAUAUAG
Messenger RNA from Blepharisma stoltei, 264 nucleotides. The record is from the annotation of a GenBank genome assembly. Lineage: Eukaryota; Ciliophora; Heterotrichea; Heterotrichida; Blepharismidae.